Molecule: messenger RNA, 3281 nt
Organism: Chaetomium strumarium
Lineage: Eukaryota; Fungi; Ascomycota; Sordariomycetes; Sordariales; Chaetomiaceae
Exons: 1
Coding region: 336-2843 (835 amino acids)
Source: RefSeq, a predicted model, not a curated record
UCUUCAAAAACCGCAGGCACCCACACAAGCAACAAUGGAGACGCCAGGACAAAAUGAGACCUCUUGAACGUCCGCAAUAUCUCAGGGAACGCCAGUUGCUUCGCCACGAGGAGCAACACCUGAGAAAUCCGGAAGGGGAGUAUUUGGACCUUGAGGUUGUGAGACAGCUGGGACUUCAGGAAGCGAAGCAACAACAGGAAAUCGAGACAAUUAUAGAUCAACUGAAGUCGCUGGAGGAGCUGGAUGAAUGGGAUCGGCGCGAGGCUUCACAGACCAAGUAGGACUGGUCUGGUCGGAACUCGCGUGCGAGACAGCACCACAAGAAGGGAAGAUUCAUGUAUUUCAGCCUCAUCAAACUUUCUGGCUGUGCUGUAUCGGUCCCCUUUCAACAACGGUCGGAACUCGCAAGCGCAUGGCCGGAGUCCGCAGAUGCCGUCCUGAUUUCGCCAGUUUCGAGCAUGCACGGCUCUAUCGAGACUUCCGCCGCCAACGACGGCGGCCAAGGACUGAGCCCUGCGGCGCCACGGUUCCGGGACAGUCGCGACCCUGCUUGGGACUGCGGAUUCGGCUGCCACUUCCGACUUGGCCAGCUGUCGGUCGCCGCCCCCGGGUAUGAUGACUCGAAUUAUCAGAAAGCGAGAGCUCGCAUGCGCAGGCUUUCGGGUUUGGCAAAGGUUUCUCGAAACCACAAUACUGAAGACGGCAAGCCGGAUCAGGUCGCAGGUCGAAAGAGGAGAUGCGCAGACAUUGAUUCUGCACUUCCGGAAAUGCCUCGGUUAGACCACGGAAGCGAGGAGGAUGUUAACGCUGGCGAAGCCUUGUCGAGUAUGUCCGUUGCCCAAACGGACGGUUCAUCCGAUGAGACGCGGCGUUCUCGGAGGCCGCAGCACCGGCGACACGGUCACCCGGGACCUCCUUUUCGCGAGCGCAUCUCCCUACCGCUCCAUCUGCGAAUCACGCGGCCUCCUGAUCAAACCGUCGCGACUCGCCAGCAGACGCGGUCUCCAUCUCCAUCGCCCGCUCAUCGACAGCCAGCACCUAUACUUUCGGGAGCCAAUUCCAUUGCCCUUCCUCUGCGCACUCGUCUGGCUCCUAGUGGACAGGUCGACAGCGUUCGCCAUACACGGACUGAUCCUUUUCAGCCUACUAUUCCUCGGCCUAGUUCGGGCACAGUGGCUAACCAACGAACUGAUAGGUACGAGGAUGGGGAAGUUCGGCGUUUCGGCGCUGGCGAAUCCUACCGACCUUUCAAUCGUGACAGAUCUCCGCGUGGCGGCCGCAGCCCGCUGCGGGACCGAGGCCGCACUCCCCCGGGAGCCAGCGACAGUUAUGUUCCCGGCAGAUCUCCUCGGCGGCGGUCACGGAGUCCCGACCGCUUCAGGCGGGAUAGAUCCAGAGACCGAGAUGGCGCUGAACGCUGGCGACGCAGCCGCAGCAGGGCAAGAAGCCCGGUUCGACGCCUUUCACCAAGACGAAGCCCUCUGCGACGGACACCUCCUCGGUUCAUGUCUCCGCGUCGGGAUGAUCGAGUGUUUGAUAGGAGGGACGACAGGAGAGACGACCGUGAUGACCGUCCGAGAUCACCUCUGCGUCGGGACUUCGAGAUUCGCGAUAUGAGACGGAGAUCACGUUCUCCUUUUGAUCGAGACAGGUUUCCUAUCCGUCGAGACCGCUCCCCACCGAGACGCUCCCCACCACCUGGACUACGUGGAGGCGGCUCCUAUCGUCCGCGCUCUCGAAGCCCGGAUCGGCGCGACCGCGAUGAUCGAUAUACCGGACCAGCUUAUCGCCGCCCAUCACCGCUGCCUUUUCGAGACUCUGCAGCCUCCUCCGCUCUGAAUUCCCGACCUGCCUCUGGGAGAUCUUCUCCCCGGCCCACCUCCGUGCGCAGGGAUGACCGAUCCGGUCCUCAGUCCCCAACCCGGUCUCAUGUCUCGAACGCACCAACCCCGACGUCUUCCAUCCCACCAGCCCGCGAAACCCCGAAGCAACCGGCCCCGCCUCCUCAGUCGUUGCAGCCAGCGCAAGCCACCCGGAGCAGCACGCCUAUCAAAAGCGAAUAUCCCGACGAUCAGCCAGCGAAACCACCAUUGACGGAUGCCAACUCGACCCCGAUAAAGUCUCCUCCAAAGGGUCCCGCCGCACUGAGAGCACCGCCGACAGGGCCCGCGGCAUCCAGGAACUUCACGUCGCCGGCAGCACCACCCGCCGCUCCAGUACCCCGUCAUCCUCUUCAGGGUCCUACCGGACAGGCUCGCCCAGGUGCUACGAGUCCCACCGUGCCCCCCGCAGGACCACGCGGUUACAUUCCGCCUCGAGGAGCCGGCUACGCAGCGCGCGGCGGCAGAGGUAACUGGACUAACGGGCCAGCCCGCCAUUCUAUCUCCGGUACCGGUCCAUCCUCCUCGCCCACCGUCCCUCCUACAGGGCCCAGCAGCAUUCCAACCGGCCCGAGAGCCCAUUCGACCUCUUCGGCCACAGGCUCCCCGUCGCUCACCUCCAAGCCCUUCAAUCCGCCGACCGGGCCCGCCGCACAUGGCACCCCCCACCCGCGUCCGACGCUCGCGCAGAGCCUGCUGAACACGAUGCCGCCUAUCAUCCCGGGCGGCAAGCUCGACCCGACCGCGAUGCCGAUCGAGAUGGACGCGCACCACAGGAAGCUGAGAGAGGAGGAGGAGCGUCUGAGGGAGGAGCUCCGCGCCAAGCAAGACAAGCUGCGUAAGAGCCUGCGGGUCUGGGACAGGAUGGAGCGGGAGAGUAAAGCAUUCGAGCUGAAGAGCGACUUGAGUGAGAGGAGUCUGAAGAACAUUGCUGGAGAGGGAGUUGGGGGCGCUGCGUUCUAGUAGAAACGCAAUGAGGUAGGAGGCUGAAGGGUGCGAUCGGGAGAUUGGUGGCAUGGGCGAAUAUAAGAUAGUCAGAGUUUGCCUCAUUGCAGAAGUGGUGGAAGGGGAAAUAUGGUUACAGCGGAGGAUUUGACAAGGCAGCGGUUUGUACUGUGUUGUACCUGUACACAAUUCAUGUAUGGAACGGAAAAAAGGGAGAUCUCGGACAGAUGGCGAGAACUGCGUGUCGGGCUGAGCCUCCUACGGAUGGAGAUGGAUGGACAGGCGACUCUCAGCGGCUGAUGUCUUUCGUUUCUUGACGUUCAGGCUUUCGAGGGUUCUGGGCAACUUUGCGGGUGUUACCACUUGUUGUAAUAUUACCUAGGAAUAAUAGAAGGACGUAACGAAAUCGCCGUGUGUUUCAUUUUUGCGACCCAGAGAUGUGUAUCUAUUGUUGCC